CAGUCGUUCGGGGAGAGAGAGAGAGAGAGAGAAGGAGAGAGAGGGGCGAUCGGGCGGCUUGUGUCGCGGGAGCAGCAGCAGUGCGAGAAGAGGCACAGCUGCAGCAUCUGGAGCGGCGACGCGGGGCUGUGGCCACUGCAGCCGGCAGGAAGAAGAGAUGCGGCGGUCUCGGUUUAAGGGCCCCUGCGAAUCGUAACUCUUGCAAGAGCCAAGGGUUAUAUGAAGAAUUACACAUGCCGUGAGAAGACCGAUACAAAUAAAAACAACCCAGCCUGAGGAAGAAGUAAAAGGGAGAUCCAUUUGCAGCAGCUGACCUAAUGUUAAGGGACUUUCUCCUGCCCAUCAUGGAAGCAGAUGGCUGGGGAUGGCUAGUGGCCCCAGUUCAGCAGCUGAUAUCCUGGGGUGCAUCGGCAGCCAUGGUGUUUGGAGGUGUGGUGCCCUACAUCCCUCAGUAUCGGGAUAUUAAAAGGACACAGAAUGCAGAGGGCUUCUCAACCUACGUGUGCUUAGUGUUACUAGUUGCAAACAUUUUAAGGAUACUUUUUUGGUUUGGGAGGCAUUUUGAAUCCCCUCUACUGUUGCAGAGCAUUAUAAUGAUAAUCACAAUGCUACUGAUGCUGAAACUAUGCACUGAAGUACGUGUGGCAAAUGAGCUGAAUAUAAAACGGCGGUCCUUUUCAGCUGCAGAUAGUAAGGAUGAAGAAAUCAAAACACCUCCAAAGAGAUCUUUUCUGGAUUUUGACUUGAUCUAUUUCUGGCACUGGAGCAGGUUUACAGAUUAUGUGCAAUGUGUUCUGGCUUUCACUGGAGUCACAGGAUACGUCACUUACCUUUCUCUCGACUCGAUUAUCUUUGUGGAAACAUUGGGCUUCCUUGCUGUGUUCACUGAAGCCAUGCUGGGCAUCCCACAGCUCUACCGUAACUAUCAGAAUAGGUCGACUGAAGGAAUGAGUGUAAAGAUGGUACUGAUGUGGACCAGUGGCGACACUUUCAAGACUGUAUACUUCCUUCUCAACCAAGCUCCUUUCCAGUUCUCCAUUUGUGGACUUCUCCAAGUCUUUGUGGAUAUGGCCAUCCUGAUGCAGGUUUACUUCUUCAGCUGCUACCCCCAGAAGCCAACUUCACACCCAACACACCCAGCCAGUACAAAGGCACUUUAAAGCACAAGGCGGAGGCGUCUAUAAGUCACCUGUGUUUGGAAGCAGCCUUGCAGUUUCAGCUCUUAAAUACUGCAUUUCUGAUGGGCUGGAAGAAGAAGAAUAUUAUAACAUGGGAAGAGUAUCAUACCUGGCAUUACUUCUAAUGAUUGGUGUUCCUUGGGUUGCAUGCCCACUGGAAUGGAUUUUUCUCUUUGGGGCUCCAGUGAGGGUUGUCCUUUUUGUAUCUAUGUACAUAACUAUGAGUCUUAAUCACCUAUAUCUAUAUGUGUGUGCAUGUAUGUAUGCACACAAGCAUAC
Molecule: messenger RNA, 1457 nt
Organism: Gekko japonicus
Lineage: Eukaryota; Metazoa; Chordata; Lepidosauria; Squamata; Gekkonidae
Gene: SLC66A2
Product: PQ loop repeat containing 1
Exons: 6
Coding region: 318-1160 (280 amino acids)
Biological process (GO): retrograde transport, endosome to Golgi; phospholipid translocation
Cellular component (GO): trans-Golgi network; endosome
Source: RefSeq, a predicted model, not a curated record